AUGCUGAGUCUCACCCUACGCCUCAUAGCCAUCACCAGCGGACUCUUUGGCAUCAUCUUCUGCGCGCAGAUUAGUGCAUCCAUCUUCACAAACCUGAAGUCUCACAAAGACCCCGAUCUCGACCAAACCACCAUGACUUACAUACAGCCGCACCCACACCAGUACCCAUCCCCGGAAUCACACUCAAUCUCACACUCACCAACCCGACCAGCUCUCCGCAUCGACACAUCAUUCAUCAUCCCAGGAACGACAACACAACAGCCCAUCGUCGAGAUCUUCCCGUAUGCUCCGCCCACACGCCGACCAUCAGCAUCGGCGUCGGCAGCAGCAUUCAUGGACACGCUGUCCAAGCAAGUCGCGCGCUUCAUGGUCGGGGUUCUAGGCGCGGUCGACGACAUCAGCUCCGAGUCGUCACGGCGUGCGGCGCGCAUGCAGCGGCGCUUCAUGGUGCCGCGGAACCGGUGGGCCGCGACGCACACGCAUGUUGAAUGCUCGGUGUAG
Exophiala bonariae is the source of this 501-nucleotide messenger RNA. RefSeq lists its product as uncharacterized. Bases 1 to 501 code for a protein of 166 amino acids. The record is from RefSeq and is a predicted model, not a curated record. Lineage: Eukaryota; Fungi; Ascomycota; Eurotiomycetes; Chaetothyriales; Herpotrichiellaceae. The transcript has a single exon.